This is a messenger RNA of Papilio xuthus (Asian swallowtail), 1227 nucleotides long. RefSeq names its product cell adhesion molecule 1. The record is from RefSeq and is a predicted model, not a curated record. Gene Ontology annotation, cellular component: neuron projection membrane. Lineage: Eukaryota; Metazoa; Arthropoda; Insecta; Lepidoptera; Papilionidae. Gene Ontology annotation, biological process: synapse organization. The transcript is spliced from 8 exons. Bases 1 to 1227 code for a protein of 408 amino acids.
AUGCAGGGUUGUAGCUUCAAUUUGGUGUGUUUAAUCAUUUGCUGCGUGCAAUCUGUUACAGACACACAGCAAAUUGAAAUAAACAUAACAGAUAACCAAAUUAGCGACUAUAGAAAUAACAAAAAAGAUGGCCUUGCUAUUUCAAGAGAAAUAUUCAGGAAUAUCACAAAGAAAUUGCGUGAAAAUUUCAAUAGUGACGUCAUCACUAAUGAUAAUCAAAAGAUGAAAGUAAAAACAAAUGAGCAGCGCAAUUUUGCUCCUUAUCAAGGCUAUCACCAUUACGAGCAGCAUUGGGGGCCGUACUUUGAGGAGAGUAAUGUCACACAAAAGGAGGCGCACGUUGGAUCGGAAGCUUUGUUAAAUUGUCGUGUCGUCAUGCUCAAAGAUAAAACGGUAAUGUGGCUACGAAACACAAGUGACGUGGCACAAUUAUUAACAGUCGGGAGAGAAGCGCAUGCCGGUGAUAGUAGAAUUACUGUCAAAUUUCAAUAUCCAAACAAUUGGAGAAUUAGUAUUAACCCUGUGAAGACGUCAGACGAAGGUCUAUACAUGUGCCAAAUAUCAACGCAUCCACCUAGGACUAUUUAUUCAAACUUGACUGUUUUACCUCCCGUUUUAACUAUAAAUGGGGAUAAAUUGCACGUUGUUAAAGAUAGAUUUUAUAAAGCGGGUAGUUCUAUAAAAUUAUCUUGUGCGAUAUCAGAGAAAUAUAUAUUAUCUACAUCUAUAAAAACAUCUGAAGCACCAACAACCGUAACAACAACACCUAUGACUACAACAACUGAAUUAACAACUAAAAUGAGCACAGUAUUCAAUAGUUUAGAAAUAAUGUUAAAUAGAAGUUGGAGUAUUGCAACUACUACAAUUACUUCAACAGUUAGUAUAAGUACAACUAGAAAAACAUCACCAGAAAUUGAAAAAACAACAACAGCCACAUCCAAAUCACCUGAUGUAAUGAACAAUGUUUAUGGAAUAUUAUGGAAGAAGCAAGGAAAACUUUUCAAUGAUAAUAUAACAUGGCGUAACAUCAGUGCUACAAUAAACAUCGCGUCUGCUUCACAAGAAGAUAAUGGAAUCUACACGUGCCAAUUGAGAAAUCAUUCACAAGUUACUACAAUCGUUCAUGUCCUGAUAGGAGAAAAUCAAGCUGCUGUUCAUCAUGAUACAUGGAAUAAAGGUUCAAGUUACUGGCAAGUUUAUAAUAGACCGAUAUUGUCAUUAUAUUAA